UUCGGGAAUUGGCUAUUAUUAUUCGGUGCAUUAUAUUUGUAACUGGGCAUAAUACGCAUACGAUUGGAGGGUUAUUUGGUAGAUCAACCAGUUCUCAUUGAACUUUUGGUGCUGUUCAGUUAAAGCUGGUAAGUUAUAUUACUUUGAUAAAAAGACGUUUGUUUCUAAAUUAUUUGAUUUAUUUAUAUCUAUAUAGAUAUCUAAAUAUAUAUAUUUAUAAAUAUAUAUUGAAAUGUUACAGUGAUGUAAGUGAUGUUUACGUGAUGAAACAUUGUGGAUUGUAUCCUAAGAAAUAGUGAUUUUUUCGUCAUAAGAUUCUGGAGAAAAAAAUCAACUUGUUGUCAAAUACGGUGUCAAAUAUGGUGUCAUAUAUGGUGUCAAUUAUGGUGUCAAAUAUGGUGUCAAAUAUGGUGUCAAAUAUGGUGUCAUAUAUGGUUCAAAUAUGGCAAUUGAAAUAAUUCAGCCAGUUUAGGAUGGCAUUUUAAGUAGUAACUACUGUGGCGUGUUUUUGUAAUUUAAUUUUUAUAUUUGUGAAGAAUAUUUUUUAAAAAAAUUAGGUUGAUAACAGCAUACGAAUAAAUAUAAACUGUCUAGAUGAUUGCAUCCUAUUAUGUGACUGCAUCCUAGUAUGUGACUGCAUCCUAGUAUGUAACUGCAUCCUAGUAUGUGACUGCAUCCUAGUAUGUGACUGCAUCCUAGUAUGUGACUACAUCUUAGUAUGUGACUACAUCUUAAUAUGUGACUAUUUUAUUUUAAAAAUAUAAAAUCUCCAUCUUUUAACAUUUUAUUUCUUCAAAAAAUAUUUGUCAUUUUCAUAUCAGCCCUCUUUAAUUUUCUCAGAUACAAAAAUGUAGUUAAGAUUGAAAUUUCCAUUCUAAUCUAAACAAUCCCCACAAAGAAGUGUGAUAGAGUCAGUGGCACAGGUGGCCAAUAUCCACCCAUGACUCAUAUACAUUGACGGUAAAUUAAAAAUCAUAAAAUAAAAACAAAGGAAAUUAAUUAUCGGCAGUCAUAGACGCAAUGCAGACGUCCAUGUGAGAAUUGAAGUAUUAAAAAUAGUUUAUUGAAUGAUUGGGGAGGGGGGCACGGUAGGCAUUGAUGAGGAGGGAAAACGGCUUAAAUGAUUUAUUCGUGCUUGCUUGGAUAAAUGACAGGAAUUUUACUAGUAUAGCAUUUAGUGGGUGCCACGCCUUGACAGACCACGUUAUUUGAGGCUAUAACCGAAUGAAAAGAGACCAUCGUAGGAUGGGAAAGCAAACAUCAAUUUGCUAACAGGCUUGCUCCUCAACAUUUCCCGGGGCCACUGUGACCGGGCAAAAUACACACAACUGUCUUUUAGUUUCUUUGGGGUGUUGGAGGGGGGGAAGGGGGGGGGGCAACAGAAUUUAAACAUAAAAAUAUUCCAAAUAGGUGUUUGGCGUCAUCCAUCUGGCUGUUAACUCUGAGUUGACAUCCACUAAAUGCUUUNAAAAAGGGGGGGGGGGGGAGGAGCAUGCAAUCAGGUUUAGAGAGAAGGGAAUGUGUGAAACAAGUUUGGUCAAAUCUGGGCUAAAAGACGCACACACAAAAAAAUAUAUAUAUAUUUUAAAAAAUCCACACGUGUCGGCAAGAAGCCUUCUUCGGCGAACAAACAAAGACUAACACAAAUAACAAAAUUAAAACUUAGCUGAUAUGGUGUAUCCGAGAGGACAGCAAGAGGAAUGUGACAGACCAUUAGUAGGUAAGUGAUGAAAUAUAGGCACAGACGGGAGGAAAAGAAAUUCCAAGGCAAUUAGAUUGUAACGAGGAGGGGGCAGUAUACAGGUUAAACAAUAAAAGAAGAACAAAGAAAUUCACGCAAAGCGGUGUCAAGGUCAAGUUAGUUCAUCCAUGUUUGAAAAUGUAUAUUUUGUUCAAAAGAAACCCUCCCGGAGUACCUAGGCUUUUGUUACUCUUAAAAGGAUAGGGGAAGAGGAACAGAAUAGGCAAGAUUAUGGAAUUUCGAGCACGUGUCUUUCAAGUCAUUACUUCUCAUUACAUGCCCAAAAUAAAAUAUUUCUUCCCCAUAAAAUAUCCUCCAAAACAAUUGCGUCUCAAAUUGUGAUAACCAGAAAACAUCCAUUGUAUGACAAAAAUAUAUGCCCAAGUGUAUGACUUAGUGUAUUACCAAAUUUAUCACCAGGUGUAUGACAAAACGUAUGACAAGCUGUAUGACCAACUGUAUGACCAAGUGUAUGUGCAAGUGUAUAUCCAAGUGUAUGACCAACUGUAUGACCAAGUGUAUGACCAAAUGUUGACCAUAUGUGUGUCCAAGUGUAUAACCUAGUGUAUGACCAACUGUAUGACCAACUGUAUGACCAAGUGUAUGACUAACUGUAUAACUAACUGUAUUACCAAGUGUAUGAACAAAUUUAUGACAAGUAAAUGACUAAGUGUCUGACCAUAUGAAUGUCCAAGUGUAUGACGAAGUGUAUGACAAAGUUUAUGACAAAUGUAUAACCAAGUGUAUGACCAAGUAUAUGACCAAGUGUAUAACAAAGUGUAUAACAAUGUAUGACCAAGGGUAUGACCAAAUGUAUACCCAAGUUUAUGACCGAGUGUAUGACCAAAUUUAUCACCAGGUGUAUGACAAAAAGUAUGACCAAGUGUAUGACCAACUGCAUGGCCAAGUGUAUGACUAACUUUUAUUAUUGAACUCUGCAACAACUUAAGUCGCCCAAUAGAUAGACGAUCUGCCUCUAGAGAGACGUUUUAAAUACCAAGUUUGAUUUCAGACUAACAGUUAAGUCAUAUUAAGUCUGAUUUCAGAAAAAUAGCUAAGUCAUUUCGAGCAGAAGGAGUGAUUCCAUACAAUGGGAAAAAGCAUGUUCUUAAACAAAGCUUACUGCCAAACAUGUCUGUCAAGACAACCAAGUUUCUGGUGUCACUUCACCAUAUGAACGCUGACAGAAUCAGAUGACAUCCAAACACUUCACAGAGUUUAAGUCACUCACCACAUGAACACUGACAGAAUCAGAUGACAUCCAAACACUUCACAGAGUUUAAGUCACUCACCACAUGAACACUGACAGAAUCAGAUGACAUCCAAACACUUCACAGAGUUUAAGUCACUUCACCAUAUGAACACUGACAGAAUCAGAUGACAUCCAAAAACUUCACAGAGUUUAAGUCACUCACCACAUGAACACUGACAGAAUCAGAUGACAUCCAAACACUUCACAGAGUUUAAGUCACUCACCACAUGAACACUGACUUGACAAUAAAACUACAGUACUUCUUAAAUUAAAAAAGUGGAGAGUGUAUGUGAACAUCUAUGGCAUCCCUCGUGAUGAAAUUUUGGCGACAAAUGCAGAGAUCAUUGCAACAGUGAAUCGGUUGAGUUGCGAUAUCCUCAUAUAAACAUAAGUCUGUGACUCGAUAAAUUGAUUGACCGAUCACAAUUACACAUUAUCAAAGUUGAGACGACUUCACUUCCGAAAAGAAAAGACAAUAUUACGCACCAAACGCAGUUGAGUAAUUUUUAAAAAAAAAAUCAUUUAGCGUACUUAUCGGGAAUUAUAUUUUGCGUGCUAUCCGGAAAUGGAAGCAGUCACACCACAAGCAAAAUAUAUUUAAGAGAUUAUGAACAAAUGAACAAUCAUAUUAAUUGCACCAUUAUGUGUGGGGUGUAUGGUGUGUGUGCGGCGUGGGUGAUUGCGGCGUGUGUGUGGGUGUGUGUUCGGUAUGUGGGGUGUGUGUGAGCGUGUGUAGGUGUGGGGGUAUCCUUUAAUUUUAAUGUGUAAAAACUACUUUAAAUUUUUGUCCUGAAUCUUUCUCUGGAUAAGUAUUUGUGUUAGAGAUUUAAGAUAGCCCCCGAUAAGUGUCGAAAUAAUCAGUAUUCAUGUGUUUAUCACUUCAUACUUCUAUCGGGCCUUAGGUUUGAGUAUAAUCUUGCCCAGGCUAUUCCCCUCCCCCCCCCCGGGUAUAUUUUUACCUAGGCUCGUUUAACCCCCAUGGAUUACUCUUGCCGAAGUCAGACUAACCCCGGACUAAAUCUGGACAGUAGUGUUCUCUGGCCUGUUACACCGUGAAAUAAUCAUUAUUCAUGUGUUUAUCCCUUCAUACUUCUAUCGGGCCUUAGGUUUGAGUAUAAUCUUUCCCAGGCUAUUCCCCUCCCCCCCCCCCGGGUAUAUUUUUACCUAGGCUCGUUUAACCCCCAUGGAUUACUCUUGCCGAAGUCAGACUAACCCCGGACUAAAUCUGGACAGUAGUGUUCUCUGGCCUGUUACACCGUGACACGGCAAAGGCACAUACCUCAGGUGCACAGUAGGUACAAAAAGAAGAAAAAAAAGGGGGGGGGGCAUUAAUGCUAAAUGCAAAUAGAUUAAUUUUCAAAAAAUAACGGGGAUUUUUAAAAAAAAAAUAUACAUAGGGGCGCUAAUUGACCCUUGACAUCAUUUGAAAAGUCCUCUAGGCACGGUGUAAAGUGUGUAAGUAUAUCCUCAAUCUAGACUAAGCCCGGGUUAAAGGGACCUAGGCUCGAAAACAGCCCGGGUACAUCUCUUAGUUACGUUGGUUAAGUAAGAAAGUUGACUGACAUACAUCUUAAAGCUUUAAACACAUAGAAUUGUAUUGCGUAACCAGAAACAAACAAAAAAAAAUGACGGUUUUGUUUGAUUUUGAGAAUCCUAACUGAAAAUCCUCUUUUGUAUCUGCAUUUUUUCCCCCCAAGGUAAUUCCAGAAACAAAUAUGGCCCUUCCUGGAGGAGUUAGCGUUCUUGCUCUAGUAGCUGUGUGCACCAUUGGGGUUGGUGUGCUUCUACACGUUAUUGGCUUAGCCACACCGAACUGGUCAGCUAUUAGCGAUAAGGGCUUUUAUAGGGCAUAUGGUCUUUGGAAAAGCUGUGGAGGUACAAUUGAAGCUUACGAUUGUGACGAAUACAAAUUUGGAAAUAAGUGUAAGUAAUCGAUUUUUUUUAUAAACUUGUAUUCGGCUCCACCAUAUUAAAUAUAUUGUGUUGUAUGGAGAGGUUUUACAAUAAAAAAUUAAAGCAUCAUUGCUUCUUAAUAUUUAUCAAACAAUAAAUGCAUUGCUUGUCUUUUGUGUGCAUCAUCUGAACUGUACAACUGUAAGAAAGAAAAACAUCAUUUUAUGGUUUAGUUUCACUCAUUUGGUGGCACAACUUAACUUUAAAUGAUAGCAAUAUGUAUGGAUACAAAAAAUCCAUUUUAAUAAUAACUUUACAAAAUUAAUUAUUGAAUAUUUAGUUGAUGAAUCGGAAAGCAGCGUCAAGGCCUGUGAAGCCUUCGCCAUUCUAGGAAUGUUGGCCAGUUUCCUGGGUCUGGCCAUGGCCGCCUUAUCUGUUCUGUUACCUAUAAUUGGGAAACCCAAGAAUGCAAUUCUUCCUGUGAUUGCAUUGGCUGGCUGUGUGGCAGCAUGUAAGUUCAUUACUUUACCUACACUUUACAUUUUGAAGUAUAGGUACCAAAUAAAUAUUAUUUCUUAAUGUUAUGACAUAUAAGUUUGACGUCACGACAGAAUGUCGAUGUCUUGGAACGUAUCGAAGCUUGCAGCAUGUUCUCCGCCACCCCCCCCCCCCCCCUCAGUACGAGUCACCAUAAAUAUUAUUUCUUAAUGUUAUGACAUAUAAGUUUGACGUCACGACAGAAUGGCGAUGGCUUGGAACGUAUCGAAGCUUGCAGCAUGUUCUCCGCCACCCCCCCCCCCCUCUUAGUACGAGUCACCUUAACUGGCAAGGUUAUGUCAAGAGAAUGGAAACCAGCCGAAUAGAUCAGGAGGAGAAGAGAAGACCAAUAAGAUAUAUAUAUAUAUACCACCCUUCAAGUAUUUGGGUUCGAAAUGGUCACCGGAAAUUAUUUCGAAACCAACUUGUUCAAGACAAGGUGGAAGUUUUAAAUAAUAAACAACAAACUUUAAAGUUAGUUCGAAAGGAUUGUUGGAAAUUAUGUUUUAUGGUUUUUUGUGGCUGAAAAUAGUCUUCUAGAGAAGGUGCGAAUGAGAAAUGGGGGAAGUGAAAACUAUGAACAAAUAUGAAUGUGUUGGCUUCGUACAAAUUGGUUUAGAAGAAAUUGGAUUGGUCGUCGCUGCCGGAUACGGUAUGAAAUACUCGAAAACAGUCAACAUGAACAUAAUGGAAUGUAACAGCAUCGCUGAUCACUGUUCAUAUUUACCAACAGUGGUCAUUAAAAUGUCAGCUGUCAGAUCAAAGACGUGAAGCGUAAUGGUUAAAAAAGAGGGGGGGGGGGGGUAAGACGGAAGCCAUACAGUCAUCCAAACAUCUCUCUAGCAAUCUUUUGAUUCAUCCAGCUCCAUAGCAAACGUAUGAUCGAACCAACUCUCCAGCCAUCUAUUGAUUCAUCCAGCUCUAUGGCCAUCUUAUGAUCGAACCAACUCUCCAUCCAUCUAUUGAUUCAUCCAGCUCUAUGGCGAUGUUAUGAUCGAACCAACUCUCCAGCCAUCUAUUGAUUCAUCCAGCUCUAUGGCCAUCUUAUGAUCGAACCCACUCUCCAGCCAUCUAUUGAUUCAUCCAGCUUUAUGGCCAUCUUAUGAUCGAACCAACUCUCCAGCCAUCUAUUGAUUCAUCCAGCUCUAUGGCCAUCUUAUGAUCGAACCAACUCUCCAGCCAUCUAUUGAUUCGUCCAGCUCUAUGGCGAUCUUAUGAUCGAACCAAAUAUCUAGCAAUCUAUUGAUUCAUCUAGGUCCAUGGCAAUCUUAUGAUCGAACCAACUCUCAAGCAAUCUUUUGAUUCAUCCAGCUCUAUGACCAUCUUAUGAUCGAACCAACUCUCUAGCAAUCUAUUGAUUCAUACAGCUCCAUGGCAAUCUUAUGAUCGAACUAACUCUCAAGCAAUCUUCUGAUUCAUCAAGCUCUAUGGCCAUCUUAUGAUCGAACCAAAUCUCUAGCAAUCUAUUGAUUCAUCCAGGUCCAUGGCAACCUUAUGAUCGAACCAUAUCUCAAGGAAUCUUUUGAUUCAUCCAGCUCUAUGGCCAUCGUAUGAUCAUUUUUAAAAUGUGUUUGAUUGUACCAACCUCGCUCUUUAAAAAAACUUAUUACUAAAACAGUUUAAAGUUUGAUGAUUUAUGUAUAGUGUAGCCAUUUGUCACAAAUGUGGCUAUUUGAGAAAAAAGUUGACUCACCUUGGUCUAGGAAUGAUUAUUCAAUAAUAAAACUUUCAGAGCGUUGAGACACCAAGACACUCAGCACAAGGUUCUAAACACAUCAAAUCAAAUCUUACGCAUCGCGCACAAGAAAGACGUUCAUCUUCGCGCACCAAUAAAUCCUUACAUUGCACGUUCCUGACCGACCCAUCCACAAACAAAAUAAUGGCACUUUUCUUUUAGUUCUAUAGACCAGCUAAAGGAAAACACGAAUUCGACCAACGUGGGCCAACCUGAGGCCUGUAACAAAAAUUGACAUAAUCUAUUCAGAUUCCAGGAUAAUAGAGAAUGUUUUUGCAAAUGUUUAAACUCUCUAGGUAGAGUAGUUUUGAGUCUAUAAGCGUCAAACACAAAUCCACACAACAAUAUUGAGUUUUAAAUAUAGAUAGAUAGAUUUACGAACUCUGUAAUGAUAAUAUUUUUGAGGUGUAAUCAAAGUUUAACUUCUUUUAUUUCAGUUAUAUGCAUCUUGAUAGCCAUCGUUGUUUGGGGCGCCAAGGUGCAUGCGGAGUACCUGUCUUUUUUGGACAUCGGCUACUCAUUUAUCCUGAGUAUCAUUGGUGGCAUUUUGAUAGUCGUUGGUGGAGUAUUGGCCUACAUUGGCAAUAAAAGAAUUUCUUAAAAUCAGCCCACCAUAUAAACACAUCUCUCUCAACGUACACACAGGUGUUUACAGAAGUAUUUAGUAAAAGGGGGGUUUUAAAAAUUUUAAUACAACAAAACACUCAUCACACACGCAUGUGACGUCAAGCAUUAGAUGUUACAUCAAACAGUAGGUGUGACGUCAAGCAUUAGAUGUUACAUCAAACAGUAGGUGUGACGUCAAGCAUUAGAUGUUACAUCAGACAGUAGGUGUGACGUCAAGCAUU
This is a messenger RNA of Lymnaea stagnalis (great pond snail), 8006 nucleotides long. The record is from the annotation of a GenBank genome assembly. NCBI's taxonomy places the organism in Eukaryota, Metazoa, Mollusca, Gastropoda, Lymnaeidae.